Messenger RNA from Hyaloscypha bicolor E, 1080 nucleotides. RefSeq lists its product as uncharacterized. NCBI's taxonomy places the organism in Eukaryota, Fungi, Ascomycota, Leotiomycetes, Helotiales, Hyaloscyphaceae. Bases 235 to 702 code for a protein of 155 amino acids. The record is from RefSeq and is a predicted model, not a curated record. The transcript has a single exon.
GGGGUGCGAAUAGUGGGAGAGAGAUCGAAGUAAUUAUUCGGGCGAUUUUGCACGACUAUAUAUAUUUGGGAGCACGAUGGGUCGCGAGGGUGGUGUGUGUCUGUCUAUGUCGGCGUUUGAGGACAGCUCCCGGAGCAGCGGCGGCGGCAAUGCUGGACAGACGGUGAGUGAUGUAAGGAGGAUCGAGGACGCCUUGUCAACAGCGGUGAACCGGCCUAUUAUAAGAAGGCAGUCAUGGUUCGACUGACGAUCCAGUAUCCUCGUUGUGUGGUCGAGAUGCCCCGAAGCCCUGAAGCCCUGAAGCCCUGGGUUCAGGAUCUCUUGGUUCCUGCGGGUGGACCUUUCUUCUUCAAGAAUAAACAGCCGGCCAACUCAAUCCGAAUUACUUCAUCGGCCGAGGGACCAUGCUGUACCAGGGACCACCUAGGGCACGCUCCACGCUCCACCCUCGAGUCUGUUACUUUGUUGUCUGAACUGCAAUGUUGCUCUACCAACAUCUUUGUCUUGUCUCUGCGUCGCCGUUCCGCCUCCAUGCAAAGAGGCAGGUCGAGUCAUAGCAGGACCCUUGCCUUCCCAGUCACAUCUCCAGCCUUUUGUUCCGGCCGGCCCAAGCCCCGUAUGCACCGUGUCUUACUUUGCGCCUGUUCGAUGUGUUUGGUUAUUGCAGUGACGAAUGGGCUGGUGGUAUCGAGGUGCUUCUGAUUAUUCACGUUUGGGGCGGGGGUCUAGUCGACGAAACCUGGAGGACCGGACAUGGGUAUCACGUGCAUACGGGUUCAUGUCAUGGAUGCAUGGCUUUCGAGAUCUGGAUGUGAGAUCUGGGCUUGUAUCAGAUGUCAUUUCUGAUAAGGGAAGAUAAGAAAUUAAUUGUCCGGCAGUUUGCGAAUGUCUUCAAAACCAGAAGUAAGGUCAUGAUGAGUUUCAUAGGUUCUUGUACUGUAAGAGUCCGAUUUCAUCCUUCGAGGGCAAGAAAAUAAUACGGUCGAGCGACUGACAACACCGAGCAAGUAGACAAUUGGUUAGUAAUCGGUGAAGACUCGGGAUGAAGUGGGCGGAUUUCUCGGCAUGUGCGUGGUUAUA